AUGAAGAAUUGCUUGAUGCUUUUAUGUCUGAUACACUUCAAGACACAUCGAUAUGGUUUGGCUGUUGUGAAAAUACUCGUCACAUACUUGCCACUCUUAUGUCCCAAUAAUGUAGUCGAAGGAGACUAUGGCGAGGAGGACGACAGCGAGGAAGAUAAUAGCGAGGAAUAUUACAGCGAGGAAGACGACAUUGUAGGACGCUACAGCGAUAAACACGACACUGGUAUACCAAAAGAGUUGAUAAGAUAUCUCCGGAUGAGGAAGUCUACUCUGCACAGCCCUAUCAAAUGGGGGUGUCUUGCUACCUGGAAGGACGACAACCCGUUCAUAGGGUACCGGCAUUCUGCUUGGACGUCUAGAUUCACAACCUUCCCAGCCAUCAUCGAGAACAUGUACAAAACAAUCGGAGAGACCCUACUGUCACAACACGCAUCAAAGCCAAUCGACAUACCAGAGAGGACGAUGCAGAUCGACAUCCACAAGACGAAACAAAAGCUGUUCUUCAGGAACCCGCCCCAGUAA
This is a messenger RNA of Dothidotthia symphoricarpi CBS 119687, 522 nucleotides long. RefSeq lists its product as uncharacterized. The transcript is spliced from 4 exons. The coding region runs from base 1 to 522 and encodes 173 amino acids. The record is from RefSeq and is a predicted model, not a curated record. Lineage: Eukaryota; Fungi; Ascomycota; Dothideomycetes; Pleosporales; Dothidotthiaceae.